Messenger RNA from Parasteatoda tepidariorum (common house spider), 3340 nucleotides. Its product is annotated as chitin deacetylase 7. Gene Ontology annotation, cellular component: extracellular region. The record is from RefSeq and is a predicted model, not a curated record. Gene Ontology annotation, biological process: carbohydrate metabolic process. Lineage: Eukaryota; Metazoa; Arthropoda; Arachnida; Araneae; Theridiidae. Gene Ontology annotation, molecular function: chitin binding.
GUCUUCGUUUCAAUAAAAAUUCAUCAAUUGUUCGAAGGAGGAACAACUUUCUUAUCCGAGCAUAAUUUCUGUGUCAGCAGGAUAAAACAGAAAAGUUGCCGUCGGGCAUUUGCAAUCAGGUUUAGUAACAUUCUGGUUGUCUCUCUCUGUCUUAUGGUUUUUAGAAAGCGAAGAGUUAAUAUACAGAUUAUAGCAGAACUUUGUCUGAAAUAGACAAAAAAUGACAGGGUGCUUAUACCUUGUCCUCUUAGCUGCCGCUUUGAUUUCUCAAGGUGAAGGCAGUCGGAGUGGAAGAACACACAGAAUAAAACGUCAAGAUGACCCAGAUUUUGAGUGCCCAAGACCAGAUGGCCUGUUUGCAGAUCCAACGACUUGCAGAAAGUUCUACACCUGUUCAUCAAAUUAUCCUUUCUUGCAAAACUGUCCAUCUUCCCUUUACUUUGAUGAUGUUAAAAAGUUUUGUACAAGGAAAACAAAGCAGCUGGUUUGUGGGCCAGUUGACACACCGGAUGCUACCGAGCCCCCACCUCCUGAUCCAUUAGCAGCAGGCGAAUGUGAUCCAGCUGCAUGUGUGCUACCAGAGUGCUAUUGCAGCUCCGAUGGCACUCGAAUUCCAGGCGGCCUCGAGCGUUCAGAGACACCGCAAAUGAUUCUGAUGUCCUUUGAUGGAGCAGUGAAUGCUCUCAAUUUCGACCCUUACAGUAAACUACUAAAGAAAAACAGAACAAACCCCAACGGAUGUCCCAUAAAAGGCACUUUCUUUGUUAGUCAUGAAUACACCAGUCACUUCCAUUUGCAGAAAUUUUAUGCAGCUGGCCACGAAGUUGCAAUACAUUCCAUCAGCAACCGAUAUCCUGAAGACUGGUGGACAACUGCCUCAUAUGAAGACUAUGUCGAAGAAAUGGUUGGACAACGUGAGAUUUUACACUUGUUUGCCAACAUUUCCAGAGAUUCCUUACUGGGAAUGAGAGCUCCGUUCUUACACCCAGGUGGAAACGACAUGAUGAGUAUGGCAUACGAUUACGAUUUUGUAUAUGACUCAUCGAUAUCAGUUCCUAUGGCACAUACUCCAGUCUGGCCCUAUACUCUGGACUACAAGAUACCACAUAGAUGCAUGCAAGGAUCAUGUCCUAAGCGAUCUUUCCCUGGUCUGUGGGAAAUACCUCUGAAUACUCUUUUCAGUGAAGAUGGAACAGGAGGUAUGUGCACACUAGCUGAUCAGUGUGUUUUUCAGGAAAACGAUGAUGAAUCCGUGGAACAAUUUUUAAAGGAUAACUUCAAACGCCAUUACAAAACCAACAGAGCGCCAUUGGGCCUUUACUUCCAUGUCAAUUGGUUCAACGAUCGUAACAAGACAAAUGUUCUACUGAACUUCAUCGAUGAUAUUCUAACCAAGAACAAGGAUGUGUGGUUCGUGACCAUGCAAGAACUUAUUUCCUGGAUGAGGGAGCCGACCAAACUCACUCAACUCAACUCGUUCAGACCUUGGGCAUGCGAGAAAAGAGAAAACUCAUGCAACAUUCCCAAAAAUUGCGAAACAACGUUGAUCAUGGAAGAUGGCUUUCAGGAACAAAGGUACAUGCAGACUUGCGUGAAAUGCCCGAAGAAAUAUCCGUGGGUUGGCAACUUUGAAGGAGCUCAAGAGGGUCGCAAAAUAAUAGAUCUGACAAGAGAGACUGAUGAGGCCAGGAGGAGAUGAAUUUAAUAUUUUCAAUUUCCUUUUUCUGUAAAACAGUGAAGACUUUGAAGUUUAAAUUACUUUUACGUUGUUAUUCGUUUAUUGACUGGAUUUACUGCUUUUGUAAAUAAUGGUGUUGUGAGUUAUCAUUUGAAGAGCUUGCCUGUGUUUUUAAAAGGUUAUUACAUACACAUCUUGUGAAAUAUCAGGCCACAUUCAAAUCAGGCCACAAAAAUUAGGAAAUUUUGUUACCUGGCCAGUGGCUAGUAAAAGCAUUUUUAGCAGUGGCCAUUUUUAAAACAUGCGGCCACUUUCUCAAAAAUUGAAAAUUCUGACCAUUAAACUGUUGAUGUUAUUAGUGUAAAAUAUUUCUUUUGAAGCACUUUUCGAAAUAGGGUUGAGUUUAUUUUUAAGAUGAAAAAGAUUUCCUAUCUUCCUUCGUGAAAUAGGCUUAUGUAAAAAUUAAGUAUUGUUUAUAACGUUUUCAAGUAAUAAAGUUUAUUUUAAUUUUUGAUCCAAACCUGCAACAUAAAAUAGUGUUUAUUAUCAAACAUAAAAUUUAAUUUUUACUAAAUAAUUCUCACUCUGUGAUUAUAAUAGUGAAAAAGAUGAAAUAUGGGACGAACACUAAACGUCCCGGAAUGAUUGCAGCAUUACUGUGUAAUAAAUACAAGAAGUCGAAAGCACGUGUUAUGGAGCACAUGGGAGCAUUUCCUGCUAAAAAGAGUGGCGACUGUGUGGCGAUUAACAGAAAAUUAUUUAAUCGCCACUUUUUAUAUUUAGUCGCCCUAUAUUACUGUUAAUUUUGCUCUAUAGCAAAAUCCCUAUGAAAAACAACAAAUAUGAAAACAAUUAUAUUCUUUUUCUUAAAAGAAAAUUUAUAAAUUAAGAGGGUCACUUUACGCAGUUAUGUUCUUAUUAAAAAACGUAAUUUUUAAGGAGCAUCUUCUAAAAAUUGACAAUACCCAUUAGCUAUAUAAUUUUCUAGCAACAAGACUGUUUAUAUGUAAAUAAACACCUUUAAUUAAUUUAAGUGAGCAUUUUUAAAAAAAAUUAAUUAAAUUGUUUUAGAAAAAUGUUUGUUUGGAACAUUUUCCAAAAACAAUUAUUUUGUCACAAGACUGUUUUUAUUCGAAGAUUUCUGAAAAAAAGCAUUACAAUUGCAUUCAUAAAAAAUUUAAAUAAAUAUUUUGACAAAAAUUCCAAUUAAAUUGAUCUCAAUAAUGUAAGAAAUGGAUUUAUCAAAAUUCAAAUUCAUUGACUUUAGGACAGAGCGCUUUUUGUGUUAUAGGUAAAGAAAAAAAAAAGCGCUAUCAAAAAAGAACAUGAAGCAAUCUUAACGAUUGACGUAAUAAGUUUUUGUAAACUCUUAAAAAUACUUCUUAAUAAGUUAAAAUAAAAAUGAAAAUUGUUUAAAAAUGAUCAGAAUUUGAACCUUACAUAGAAGUAACAAAUUUAGUUCUAAAGGCGAGAAGUGACUUCCAAAAAGCGUUUACAACAUUUGAAGUAACCCAUGAAAGUUUUAUUACAAAAAAGGGUACAUGUAAUAUUCCAUAAUUACUGUAAAACAUAGAAUGAAUAAUUUUUCAGUAAAAUAAUUAUUCAUUUCUACAUUGAUAACAUGUGUAACUUUUUUUGCAGAAAAAUAAAAUAUUUUACUUA